AUGUCUUCAGAAAAAUUCAUAACUUUCAAGACUAGCGAUGGUAAGGAAUUCAAACUCAAUGAGCGUGUAGCUGUGAGGUCAGAAGUCAUCAAGAACGUGUGGAAGAAAUAUUCAGAAGAAGGUGUUACGGAAGAUCAGUUAAAGAGUUUUGAUCAGGAUUUCUUGAAGACGAGCCAAUUAGAAUUAGUUGGUGUUCUCUUGGCUGCUAAUUGUUUUGAUGAUAACCAGUUGAAGGAGAUAAUAAUCCAAGAAUUUGCUGAUAGGAUCAAAGGGAAACCAAUAGAGGAAAUACGUGAAGUAUUUGGUAUCGUGAAUGAUUAUACUCCAGAGGAAGAGGAGGAGUUCUAUCUUCUGUUGUUCCUUUUUGAAGAAAUAGUGCUCGGUUUUGAAUGA
This is a messenger RNA of Solanum stenotomum, 393 nucleotides long. Its product is annotated as SKP1-like protein 1B. Bases 1 to 393 code for a protein of 130 amino acids. Gene Ontology annotation, molecular function: cullin family protein binding. The transcript has 3 exons. Gene Ontology annotation, biological process: SCF-dependent proteasomal ubiquitin-dependent protein catabolic process. Lineage: Eukaryota; Viridiplantae; Streptophyta; Magnoliopsida; Solanales; Solanaceae. The record is from RefSeq and is a predicted model, not a curated record. Gene Ontology annotation, cellular component: cytoplasm; nucleus.